UAUGACGUUCUUUGAUUUGCUAUGGGAUGGUAAGAGUAUGACUUAUGAUCAUUCAUUUGCAAUGGAAGUUGCUAAAGUAGUUAUAACUUAUAAGUUUAGGUAGUUGUGCUUAUUUCAAUGGGAAUUUUUGUAGUUAAUAUCAUAUUAAGUGUCAUCGUGUACUUUUUACUAAAGCCUAAGAAGAUGAAGGAAGUGGGAUAGAUUAAUAUUACUGAUUCAUUUUUUGAUGUAAAACAAGAAAGUAAGACAAUUCUAUCUUAUUGAAUUUAAGAAAAACCAAUGUCUGCAAUUAUAGUGGAAUCAAUCAAUAUUGUUCUAUUUUGGUUUAUAAUAGGCCCUUUGGCUAUAGCUUUAGUUGGUUAUUCAGUUUUUAAUUUGAUCCAUUCUUGGUUAUGCGGAUUUUUAAUAUUUUUGCUUGGAAUAUUUGGAAUUUUAGUAUAAAUAUGGAGAAAUUCAUAAUUUUGGAAAAGUAAUUAAAAGAUAAUAUAUUUAGAUAAGUCUUUUAAAAAGAGAUAUAUAAGUGCAGCCAUAUAUUUUAAGUAUCUCUUAGCAUUUGAAUUGACCACAGUUAUAUUUUUCUCAAUAUUUCUUCCAUUAGCAUUCCAAAAAGGAUGUCUUUGUGUUUAUAAUAAAGCAUAUGGAGUUGACACAUUUUUGGAUUUAUAAUUUUCAACUAAAUGGACUAGAUCAAAUUGGUUACCUGAUGAAGUGUGUCCUAAAGGAACAUUGUGUCAUAUAUAUGCCACUUUACCUGAAGAGACAUCAAAAGAAGUUUUUAUCAAUGUACAUUCUGGAACUGAUAUUGAUGAAUUAAAUGCACAAAUGAAGUUUUAAGAUUCUAAAAUUAAUAUAAAGUGUGAUAAAAUACCUUUUCCAUCAUCUGUUGAAGAAAGAGGAUAAAGAAAUGUAUUCACAUGUUUUUUUACAGGUCUUUAAUCAUAUACUUUAUAUGAUGUAGAUUUAAUUUAUAAGGAGAAAGUCUUGAAUUCUACAAAGUACAGAACAAUAGCAGAAUAAUAUUCAGAUGAUGAUCUUGUAAUUUUGUUUGGAGGAGAUUGGGGUUAUUAAACAAAAGGAUUAAUGAUUGUAGAUUAAAUUAGUAAAGUUAAUCCUGAUGCUAUUUUGAUUGGAGGAGAUAUAGCUUAUGAUAAUGGCAAUGUACAUUGUUAUUAUUCAUUUGAUUUAUUAUUAUAAGUCUUUGAAACUUAGUUUAUAAAAGUUGGAAGAUUGAUUCCAUUCAUAUUUUCAGUUGGUAAUCAUGAUGUUGGAUUCAAUGAUUAUGCUAAAUAUAAUAUAACAGUGUCUAAUGAAAGGGGACCUUUAUAUUUCACCUACUUUCCUUAAAGAAAGUCUGCUGAUAAUACUGUUCUACCAAUUAAAAAUAGAGUGACAUUCAAUAUUUAAAAGAUGUAAAACCUAUUACUCUUUGGUUUAGAUUCAGGGUAUUUAUAUCCUCAUAAUGGUACUUAAUCAGAAUGGAUGAUAUCAAUUUUAAAAAAUGAAUCUUAUGCAACAUUUAAUAAAUUUGCUCAUUAUCAUGUACCUAUAUAUCCUACUUGUUAUAAUAAUAAAUCUUUUAUGAAUUCUUGGGAUAAUUUAUUAUAGGCUAGAGCUAUUUGGGUACCUUUAUUUGAUUAAUAUGAAUUUGUGGGAGCUUUUGAAAAUCAUGUUCAUUAAUAUAAAAGAACUUUUCCAUUAAAAGCUAAUAAAAAAUCAGAAAAAGGAACUGUAUAUUUUGGUGAUGGUUCUAUGGGAAUAAGAAGUGUUAAUUGUGAGGAUGAAUCUAAAACAUAUUUACCAGGUAGACCAUUUGAUGAUAUCUUUGAAACAGUUAUCACAAACAAUAGUGAUCAUUUUUGGGUACUAAAAUCAUAUGGUAAAAAUCAAACAAUAGAUUUUAAUGCAUUUUAACCAGAUUACACAUAUAUUUAAAAUAGUACCUAUGUUGUUAAUGCAAGAGAAAGAAAAAUAAAAAUAGAUUUAUGA
This is a messenger RNA of Paramecium pentaurelia, 1986 nucleotides long. NCBI's taxonomy places the organism in Eukaryota, Ciliophora, Oligohymenophorea, Peniculida, Parameciidae. The record is from the annotation of a GenBank genome assembly.